Ceutorhynchus assimilis (cabbage seed weevil) is the source of this 2930-nucleotide messenger RNA. NCBI's taxonomy places the organism in Eukaryota, Metazoa, Arthropoda, Insecta, Coleoptera, Curculionidae. The record is from the annotation of a GenBank genome assembly.
CGCGAGAGACCCAUCGGAGAUUAUAUUAUGUCUUUUAUUCCAAUUUCGACUGGCUUUAUGAAAGCUCGGGAAGCUUUUGGCGAUUUUUAAACGCACGCGAACCGCGCGAAAAAAGCUCACCUGUUUUUCGUUUCAAUGAAAAUCCGGAAAAAUGUAGUGGGACACUUUGAAAAAUCAACUCAUUUCUACUCGAAAUGAUUGAAAUAAGACUUUUUUUAUAAAUUUUAAGUGUAUUGGUGUAAAACAAAAAGUCGGGAUAUUUUUCUAGAAAAAUUUUGGCAGCGAUCACAGUUUUACGGUAACAAAAACCUCACAGGAAGCGGAAACAUGCUUCAAAGAAUUGAAAAGAGCAUUGGUCAGCGGAAAUUCGGUUGCUGAAGAAAUGUGGUGGUUGACCCUUUCCCUGAUAUGGUGGUGCGGUACCGCUGCAAUUCCAUCUCCAAGACCUCAACCCUUAUUGCCGUACCAGCAGGAACAAUGGAAAUGUCCAGAAAUAGCUCAGCAACCCGUGGUCGAGUGCAGUUGCGAUAUGCCUCACACUUUAAGGUGUACCGGAGACAAAACUGCUAUGCAAAUUAUAGCUCGUAAACUUCGAUCAAUGAGAGCAGCUUCAAUAUCCCUUCUAGACUGUACAGUACAAAACGUUUCCGUAGUUUCUGGACCACUUCUGGAAGGUAUUUCCCUUCAUGGACUAGUCAUUUCGUCUGGACAAAUCAAGGAAGUUGAUCCAGUCGCAUUUGAAGGAUUAUCAUCUCCAUUGCAAGCUUUAGGAUUACCCAACAAUCAACUGCUAUCAGUACCGACGCUGGCUUUAAAUAGCUUACCAGAAUUAGAUAGACUGGAUUUGUCUGGAAAUCAAAUGAAGAUGCUCGAUGGAGGCUCUUUUAAGGGCCUAAAAAAUCUCUCCUUUAUCGACCUGAGCAACAACCUCAUAGCCAAGCUGGCUCCAAACACAUUCGAUAAUUUACCUCAACUUAAAAUCCUAAGACUACGAGGAAACCGACUUACCCUGGCUGCCAUCAAUAGACUCAACUCGUUACCAACAACAGAAGAUUUAGACAUUUCGGAAAACCAACUGGUAGGCCCUUUGGGUCCGAAAUCUUUCCCUAAAAUGGAAUCGCUGAAAGACCUGCAAUUAUCACAUAACUCGCUAAGUAGUGUGAAAAUGGGUGCUUUGCAAGGCUUAAUGAACUUAACAACCUUAAGGCUACAACACAAUCUAAUCGAUGUAAUAGAAGAUCACGCUUUUAUACAUUUAACCACUUUGGUUACUUUGGAUUUGGCUCACAAUAGAAUCGUAGCUGUAUCUGGAGCUUCUUUAGCCCACUUGAGUUACUUAACCGAACUGGAUUUGAGGCAUAAUUUCUUGAGAGCUUUAACGGCUGAUUUAAUUUUGCCUUUGAAAUAUUUAAAAGUCCUCAAAUUGGAUGAGAACGAUAUUUCGAUUAUAGCUAGUGACGCUUUAAAGCCCAAUACAGUCUUGAAACAUUUGACUUUAUUGGAGAAUCCUUUAAAUUGCGACUGCAGCCUGAUCGAUUUUAGUAUGUGGCUAACUAACUCUUCGAUACAAGCCGAAGAUAAGGCUACAGCUAUUUGCGCAACACCACCAUCACUGGAAAAUGGUUUGUUAAUGGAAAUUCCAACAGAAUCACUAUUGUGUGGCGAAGAUGAACAAGAAUCUAUUAUGGCACCCUUAUCAACACCUUAUAAAGCCAAAGUAAGCCUAAAAGAUUUAAAAUACGACGGUAAAGCUAUUAAUUUAAGCUGGAACGUUGAAGAAGAAGCUACUCCUUAUACUUGUGACGCUAUAUUUAUUUACGAAGAAGAAGGCCUCAAUGAAAUCUUACUAGAAUCUUACCCAAUUAAAUGUAAUUCUAGCGAUAUGAUGAAUAGUAAAGAAUUACAAGUAACAGUCCCAACUUCUUUGCAGCUACAACACAAAUAUCGCUACUGUGUAGCUUUGUUUGGCUCAGAGAAAUCAGACGAUGUCUCAUUGAUUCUAGGUUGUUCCGAUAUGAUACCUUUAAUACAAAACCCAGUUAUAACUAAUCACAACUUUAUGGCACAAAUGCCCAAAGUUGUUUCGAUACAAGCUAAUCUUUCUAGUUCAGGUAGUUUAUCCUUGGAGGCAGCAGUGUAUCCAGAUUCACUAAAAUGCGACUUAAACAUAGCCAUAUUGGAUCAAAGCACAUUGAUAUCGCAAAGAAAAUUAGCCUGCGAAGAUCCAAAAUAUACUUUUGUUGAUUUGAAUCAAGGCCCUUAUAGGGUUUGCGCCAACGUCGUCCAACCAGGCCCAGCAAUAGAUUUACCCAAACCGAAAUGCGUUACCGUUUUCAAAAAAGAGUAUCACAGAUUCACUGGUUUGGAUGUGGCGUUUGUAACUAUUUUUUCGGUUUUGUGUUUUAUGGUUAUAGGCCUUAUUUGGGGCGUGAGAAAAAUGCUUUUGAAACCGAAAUUGCAGACGCAUCAGUGUUUUUUGCCGCCGGAGUGUGACGAGAAUGUUCAGCACAAUCGGUACGUGAAGCUGCAGGCUACGACAAAAUUAUAACUAAUGUAGGAGUAGGUUUUUUUUUCUAGUGCCAUACUUGUUUUGUUUUAUUUUUUUUGAAGUGCAAAUAUUUUAGAUACAAAUUUUUUGGGACUAAAAAAAAACUUAUUAACUGUUUACUAAUAAUAAUUAGGUUUAAUUUUUUAGUGGAUAUUUAUGCUGUAUAUAGUUUUAGUGUCAGUUUUUAUUAAGCCUUAUUUGGUUGUUUUUUUUUAUUUGGAAAAUUUUUAUUAUAAAUUAACAGAACUGAUUAACUUUAGUUUGUAUAUUGUAGAUACUUUUGAUAUUAUUUAUACUAAUGCUUUGUUUUUAUGUUGUUAAAAUAUUUUGUUGUUAGUUUUACCGCCUCUUUUGUAAAAAUAAAUUUGUCUCUUGCCAAUAA